Molecule: messenger RNA, 4343 nt
Organism: Larimichthys crocea (large yellow croaker)
Lineage: Eukaryota; Metazoa; Chordata; Actinopteri; Sciaenidae
Gene: slc44a5b
Product: solute carrier family 44 member 5b
Exons: 22
Coding region: 210-2411 (733 amino acids)
Biological process (GO): transmembrane transport
Cellular component (GO): membrane
Molecular function (GO): transmembrane transporter activity
Source: RefSeq, a predicted model, not a curated record
UGGAAUAAUUAAUGACGUCGCGCUGUAAACACGACUGACGCUCAGCUGCGUGGCCGGAGCAUCCUCCAAAGAGCCCCAAGACCUCUCCAGGUUCCCGUGUUUGUUUCUCGACGGGUCCGCUUGAAAUGUACUAAAAUAAAAAACUGCGGUACACCUCGACUCUCAUAUGCGGUCAAGACGACGGUGCUGCAUCUGUCCUACCAAGUGCCAUGGCUAGAAAGACGGACAUCCCCUCCUCGUACUAUGGUGAGCCGCGCAAGUUUGACCCAAACUUCAGAGGGCCUGUUCAUAACAGGAGCUGCACUGAUGUGGUUUGCUGUCUUAUUUUCAUCAUCGUCAUCCUUGGCUACAUCGCUCUGGGUACCAUUGCCUGGAUCCAUGGCGACCCCAGGAAAGUUGUCUAUCCAACUGACAGUCACGGGCAGUUCUGUGGACAGCAGAACACCCCCAAUGCAAAGAAAGCCAUAUUAUUCUACUUCAACAUGUUGAAAUGUGCCAAUCCUGCAGUUUUAAUUAACCUCCAGUGCCCUACAACCCAGCUCUGUGUCUCCAAGUGCCCUGAUAAAUUUGCAACUCUCCUGGAUGCAUGGAAUGCCAAAAACUGGGAAUAUUACAAGCAAUUCUGCAAGCCGGGUUUUGAGAUUGGCAGCAAGACAAUUGCAGAAGUCAUAAGAGAUGAAGACUGUCCAUCUAUGAUCGUGCCAAGCAGACCUUUCCUUCAGCGGUGCUUCCCUGAUUUCAUUACAAGAAAUGGAAUUUUAACUGUAGCCAAUCAGACCAUCUUCAAGGACGGACAAAAUAACGAGAGGAGUGUCAGCGACCUCAAAGAGGCUGCCAAAGGUAUCACCAGUCUGCUGAAUGGCAAAGAAGUUGGCAUGAAGAUCUUUGAGGAUUAUGCAAAUUCCUGGGACUGGAUCCUCUUUGGUCUGGUGAUAACUAUGGGGGUCAGUCUGGUCUUCAUCCUGCUGCUGCGCUACACUGCUGAUAUAUUCCUCUGGCUCAUUGUCUUUUGCGUCAUCGCUGUGGUCGGUUACGGUAUCUGGCACUGCUACUGGGAGUUCAGUAUUCUGAGUGGGAAACCAGGCGCUAAUGUCACCAUCUCUGAUAUUGGCUUUCACACAGACUUCAGCAUUUACUUUAAGCUCAGCCAAACAUGGCUCAUCUUCAUGAUCUCACUUUCUGUGAUUGAGGCCAUCAUUGUGAUUAUGCUGAUCUUUCUGAGGACAAGGCUGCGCAUUGCUAUUGCAUUACUGAAGGAGGGAAGCAAGGCCAUCAGUUACAUCAUGUCCACUCUCUUCUACCCUAUCAUCACCUUUUUCCUUCUGGCCAUCUGCAUUGCUUACUGGGCGGUCACAGCAGUUCUCUUAGCGUCAUCUGGUAAUUCAGUUUACAAGGUUGCACCGGCUGAUGAUAAAUGCAUGUAUGCCAACAUCACAUGCAAUCCAAAGACCUUCAAUAAGACCAAUAUUACCAAAGUGUGUCCCGGGUCACAAUGCAUGUUUGCCUUCUAUGGUGGGGAGAGUGUGUACCACCGCUAUAUCUUGGUCCUCCACCUGUAUAACCUGUUCGUGUUCCUCUGGCUGGUCAACUUCAUCAUCGCGCUGGGCCAGUGCACCCUGGCCGGGGCUUUUGCCUCCUACUACUGGGCCCCGAAGAAGCCAAACGACAUCCCUGCCUGCCCGCUCUAUUCUUCUUUUAGCAGAGCCAUAUGCUACCACACAGGUUCCCUUGCCUUUGGUUCUCUGAUUAUCGCUGUGGUGCAGAUGGUCAGAAUUGUUCUUGAGUACCUGGAUGACAAACUGAAAGGUUCUCAGAAUGCAUGCGCUCGAUACCUGCUUUGUUGCCUCAAAUGCUGCUUCUGGUGCCUGGAACAUGUCAUCAAGUUUAUAAAUAGAAACGCAUACAUUAUGAUAGCAAUAUAUGGGAAGAACUUCUGCACCUCUUCCAAGGAUGCUUUCUUCCUCUUGAUGAGGAAUGUUAUUCGAGUGACUGUCCUGGACAAGGUGACAGACUUUCUGCUUUUCUUGGGAAAACUUCUUAUUUCAGGAAGUGUCGGUGUUCUUGCAUUUUUCGUCUUCACACGUAACAUACCGGUCAUUCAAGAGAGGGUGCCGUCCCUAAAUUACUACUGGGUCCCCCUUCUGACGGUGAUAUUUGGAUCCUACAUGAUUGCACAUGGCUUCUUUAACGUCUAUGCCAUAUGUGUGGACACGUUGUUCAUGUGCUUUUUGUGGGAUCUGGAGAUGAACGAUGGCUCUCCUGAGCGGCCCUACCGCAUGAACCGAAGGUUGCGGUGCAUCUUGUACAAGGAGAACCACCACCAGCGAACAAGAAAUAGAGAAAAGACAAAAGGUGGGAGGAGACAGAGAGAAGAUCAUUUACCAAAGCUUGGUACAAGAAUAGAAGUGUAACUGUACACUAUAAUGGACAAACUGUAAGUAAGCACCUCUAAUUAUUAGAUUAUUUGUAGUUCUUUGGUAUUUGUAGCUGAACGCAGAGUUCAGUUUGUCAAAAAAAAAGAUGUUUGAUGGUGUACAAAGUCACACCAGAUUCUUGUAAAUAUUUUUUAAAAUAUGCUUUGUUGUAUUUUCUACAGCCACAGUCACACUACACAGUAAGUUUCUAUAGAAACAGGUGAUUUCUUUCUUGAUUGGGCUUGUGGUAAGAUGUUUUAGCUCGUAACCUCUUGUAGUUACCAGUUUUCACCACUUGGUGGUGCCAGUCAUCACCAGACACCCUGUUGUACUGUUCUUGAGGAGUGAAUGCACUGCUGAUUGCACCAGUUUUUCCAUGAAAUGGUCAAACGUUUGCUCAUCUGUGUAUUGUGUUACCACAGUAUUUAUCCUCAAAUUGUCUCACAUUGAGAAACAUAUUCGCCACUGUAAGUGUCCGCUGUUUUCAUAUUUGACUGUGAAGGACAUAAUGGCAUAGCAGUUCAAAGUGCUUCGGUUUUGAAGUGCCUUUUUUUCUUAGAAUUGCCACAUUCAGUGUCUAAUUGCAUCUUAUAGCUACAUAGUUUAUAAUUGACGAUGCUUGCAUGAAUAUUUUUAAAAAGAACUUGUUAAAGGGAUAGUCGGCAGCCACUGAUGAGGUUUUGUCUUUUCCAAAUGUUGGAUAGGAAGCAACCUGUGUGUCUGUCCACCAAAAAAAAUGCUUCUGCCUGUAACAUGUGCUGUUUAACAUGGAUACAUAACACUCAUAGCUGUUCUUAAAGUGAUACGCCUCCCAAAAUGCAUUUUAUUAGUACCUGAGAGUCACUUCCUAUUGGUUUUUAAGGUGACUUUCCAGCUAUUACCACUUCUCUGCAUAUUAUAAGUUUAGAAACAGAGGUGGUGUAUUAAGUCUUUCCAGCUCAUGGAGCAAAACUUAAGCUCAAAAUUUCUCUUUUGAGUUAUGAACCUCAUUUGAACCAGCGUUUUUGUAACUAUGGGUCCUCUUGUUGAUCCAAAGUGGUGCUGGUCCCACAUAAUAUUACUGAGUUAUUAGUCAAAUAGAACAAUGUUUAUUAAUCAGAUUGAUUAUAUGUUUAUAGUUUUUGAACUUUACAAAUAUUUUUGCAUUGGUUUCUUCCUGGAGUAUAAACGCCUCUAUAUAUAUGCUCUGUCAAAUACCAGACAGUCAACGUCAGUUUGUCUGAUUACCAGUGAGCCAAGUAAGGGUGUCACCUGGUUGUUGGUCGGGUGACUGAUAAAUAAAUAAGUGACGCAGCUGUUAGCAGUUUCACCCACUGUGUCCUUGUAUUUCACAGACUUCAAACUUCUGGUGAGGUCUUCUUUUCCUAAAUGUUUCCAUUCAUUGCUUUGAAUGAUGCUCACCUUCAGAUCUUUGAGAUGUGACUCAUGCCUGUAAGUCUUUGUGUUUGUCAAACUCAAGAAGCAGCCCUUAUGGUGCCUCAGAGUGACAGCACUGCGAGACUCACACACCUUCUGCUCCCGUUUGAACUGAACACGCUGGGACACGUACAACGUUAGCAUUAAAUAAGAGCAAAAACAACUCAGCUUGUGUAUCCGAACCUCUUCAGAACGAUGCAUGUGCCACUAAAUGUGGCGUAUUAUGCACAUAGCGUGUUGUUGUUGUUGUUGUUUUUUCACACUGAGUAACUAUUAUACUGCCAGAUGUAUUUUGUAUCUUUAUGUGCAUGCAGCUCAGGUUCAUUCCCAUGAGGGUGAAUACCUGAGAUCUGAUAAGUGAAGUAAAAAUUGUGUUUUUAUGUGCCUCCCCCACCCUCCCAUGUCUGGAAAUUAGAUUCUUUUGGUCAACCACAGUCAACAAGUAGACACAAGUAAAACCUGUGCGGCAGUUUUCUUACCACAAACUCUUAAACGUCAAAUUCUGAAGAUUCC